Molecule: messenger RNA, 1554 nt
Organism: Aplosporella prunicola CBS 121167
Lineage: Eukaryota; Fungi; Ascomycota; Dothideomycetes; Botryosphaeriales; Aplosporellaceae
Exons: 5
Coding region: 1-1554 (517 amino acids)
Biological process (GO): transmembrane transport
Cellular component (GO): membrane
Molecular function (GO): transmembrane transporter activity
Source: RefSeq, a predicted model, not a curated record
AUGGACGAACGGAGCCACCGCUUUGCCCGCAUCCUAUCCGUCGUGGGUGCUGCAGUCGUCGCGUUAGCUUGCGGGACCAACUACGCGUACUCGGCAUGGGCGCCGCAAUACGCCGAGAGGCUCCAGCUCUCUACUACCCAGAGCAACUUGAUCGGUGUUGCUGGCAACAUCGGCAUGUAUGCUUCUGGUAUACCGGUGGGCAUGCUGGUCGAUAGGAGUGGACCACGACCACCCGCGCUACUUGGCGCGGCAUGCCUGGCACUCGGAUACUAUCCGCUUCAGAAAGCCUUCGAGAACGGCCCCGGCUCCAUGAGCGUAUUCCUCAUGUGCUUCUUAAACUUCUUGACCGGAGUGGGCAGCUGCUCCGCAUCUUCAGCUGCUCUCAAAACCGCCGCAUUGAACUGGCCGCACCACCGCGGAACAGCCACGGCUUUCCCUCUCUCAGCAUUUGGCCUCAGUGCCCUGUUCUUCACCACACUCUCAAACUUCGCCUUCCCAGGAGACACCUCCAGCUUUCUUUUGAUGCUCUCGGUGGCUACCUUUUGUAUGAUUUUCGUCGGCAUGUUUUUCCUUCAGGUUGUCAAGGGCCCGGCGUCAUAUACCGCUCUUCCAGGAGGGGAGAGGCCAGGCCAUACCCGUAACAUUUCGAGUUCUUUCCAGCGCCCAAAGUCCAGGGAUAGCGAUUACGUUGGCAAAGGCGCGCAGCAAGAAAGAGACGAGGUGCAGAUUCGUCCUCAAUCAUCGGCGUCCGAUAGAACCUCCCUUAUGUCCGAAACUGGGGAUAUAUCUCCAGAAGACGACACCAAAAGUCAUGGUAACCACUCACAUCGAGCAGAAAUUUCAGGUCUUGCGCUGCUUCGCACCGUUGAAUGUUGGCAACUCUUCAUUCUGCUAGGCCUUUUGACGGGCGUUGGUUUGAUGACAAUCAACAAUAUCGGCCACGAUUCCACGGCGCUCUGGUCCCACUACGAUGACAGCGUCUCCAAGGAAUUCAUCGCGUCAAAGCAACUCUUGCACGUCUCCAUCAUUUCCUUUGGUUCUUUUCUUGGACGCCUGGGCUCUGGGAUCGGGUCGGACUUCCUCGUGAAAAACCUGAACAUGUCGCGCUUUUGGUGCCUCGUGACGUCUGCAUCCGUCUUCACCCUGGCCCAAUUCACAGCCAUAAACAUAGAGAACCCGACGCAUCUCUGGAUCGUCAGCACGCUCACCGGGCUCGCUUACGGAGCCCUGUUCGGCGUGUUCCCGGCUGUAGUCGCCGACGCGUUCGGCGUGAACGUCAUGACGCAGAACUGGGGUUUCAUGACGCUGUCGCCUGUGAUCAGCGGGAACAUCUUCAACCUGUGCUACGGGCGGGUGUACGACCACCACUCGACGGAGCUGGACGGCGGCCAAAGAGAGUGCACCGAGGGCCUUGACUGCUACCGUGGAGCCUACGGGAUUACGUUUGCGGCAAGCUUGAUCGGCCUGCUGGUCACGUUAUGGAGCAUCCGGCAUGAGCACCGGGUCAAAAGGAAAGAGCGAGAAGAAAUUGAGUUUGGCAGCCACGACGCCUGA